UGCAUCUGGCGUGUGAUCCGUCCUGUGAGCUGUGUGAAAGAAGAUCGACUUUGGUUUUUUGGACGAACAUUGUUUAAAAGUUGAAACAUCAUCAUCAUAUAACAUGUCGUGGGGUCAACAGCAGCCGUACAAUCCAAAUUAUCCUGGUGGAUAUGGCCAGGCACCUCCACCUGCCACCAACCCAUCGGCACCACAAACUGGCUACGCCCCUCCCCAUGGACAGGUACCAGGUUACCGGGCUCCCCCACCGGCCCAUAACCCAGCAUAUAAUGCACCGGGGUAUGGACCCCCACCUCCUGCUCAAGCACCACAAGGUUACGGCGCCCCCCGUGCAGCUCAAGCACCACCAGGUUAUGGUGCCCCACCGCCACACCAAGGGUAUGGUGCCCCAGGAUAUAACCCAGGUGGUCCUCCUCAAAUUGGUCUUCCUCCUGGUGCAGACCCAGUAUUAUGGUCUUGGUUCAAAGCAGUUGAUGCAGAUAACAGCGGUGGAAUCACUGCCGAUGAGCUUCAGCAUGCGUUGCUUAAUGGGAAUAUGACGCCUUUCAAUCACGAGACUUGUAGGCUUAUGAUCGGCAUGUUUGAUCGAGACAGAAAUGGCACCAUCAACUUUAAUGAGUUUUCAUCAUUGUGGAAAUACAUUCAGGAUUGGAAAGCUUGUUUUGACAGAUUUGACAAGGACAGAUCAGGAAACAUUGAUGCCAAUGAACUCAAUACAGCCUUCCAGACAUUUGGAUACAGAUUGUCAAUGCAGUUUUGUAAUCUCAUCGUGACCAGGUUUGAUCGAACUCAUGCUGGAACGAUAAAGUUUGAUGAUUUUAUCCAAGUUUGUGUGAUGCUCAAGUCUUUGACAGAAGCUUUCAAGAAAAGAGACAGUAAUAUGAAUGGCGUCAUCAAUGUUUCGUAUGAGGAUUUCUUAGAAAUGGUAUUAGAGAAUGCAGUGCACUGAUGUCCCAACCUUCCAUCAAGAUGAAUUCACUUCAAGGUAACAGGUUCCUAUACUAUCAGGAUGUCCCCUUUUGUGACUGUACAAGUUUUCUCAAGGCUUCUCAUAGUCUAAUAGGCUUGCUUCAGAAUUCCAGUUUAACUUACACCAUUGUCUACAGACGAGGUUUAUCUAUGGGUUGCCAUAUGUGAUGCAUAUCUCCAUAUAACUAAGUGAUAAAUUUGAUUAUCCCAUUUUGCUCUCACAUCAUCUUGGAAUGAUAAAUACAAUUAUUUUCUUCACCAUGAAGAUAUGAGAAAGCUCCCAGUAAAGUCGUAAGAAGUGUACAGUGCAAACAUAUUUUGAUACCCGAGGCUUCCCAUGAUUUUAUCCCAUAUUAAGCCUAUGGUUUGAAUUUGACUGGAAUUCAGCAUAUGGGCUAUGCUGAUCUGAAUUCAUUACAGGAAGACUGGAUCAAAGAGGAAUUUUAAAAAAAUGUUAACUUAAUACUUUUGAGAAAUUAAACUAUCAUUUUAAGAAAUGGGUUCAAUAAGAGAGAAUGGGUAAUAUUUGAUUUGUGUAUUUGUACAAAUAUAUUUCACAUUAAUUCUAACAGUAUAUGCUUUUUUAUUUGUCCAAUAGAGGCUACAUCGUCUACCUAUAUGAUCUUGUAGUUUUACAAUUAUCUUUACUUUAGAAAAAGAACAGGUAUCUAAUGAGGUGAGAUCAAAACCAUUGAACUAAGGCUGUCACCUUACCAAAUGCCAGAGUUGUAUCUUGCUUGCAUGGAUCAUGUAAGCUUCUUCACAUUGCUAAUCUGUCCAUUAGAUCAUUGACAACAGAGUUAUGCUGCAUGAAAGAUGUAGCAAGAUUUAUUGCAGGAAUCUUCCUAUGAAGGUUCCACUUUUUUAAUCAUGAAAUGUGAGAUUAAGUAACGAAUAGACGAAUCGCAGUAUUCCUGCAGAAAAAAUGUGGCUUGUAUUUCUUGCAAUGUACAUUUAUAAGCAUAUGAAAACAAAGACUGUGAUAACUCUUCUUUUUUAUUAUUGAUUUUAUCAUGAAAUCGUUCAAAUAUUUGCAUUAUCAGUUGUUCAAUUAGCAUUCCUAUGCAAUUUUUGUUCCCAUAUGCUCUCUCCUACCAUAAGUUCUAAUUUCUAUAGGUAUACAGUUUCAUUUGUCUUUAAUACUUUUGUACCCUUUAGUUUUGUUAGAUCAUUGUGAAUACAGCAAUUUAUAAUCUACAGCUUGUAAACAUGAAAAUAUAAGUGAGAGUUUAGGCCCUGUUCCUUGGACACAGGUAAUGAAGUAUCAACAAUCAGUGUUUACUUCUUGGUCAAUAGAUGAAUGCUAAUAUUUCAUCAUAAUUUCAAAGUGUCAGAUCAAGUGUCACGAAACCUUGUAAGAUAGUUAUCAUCAUGUUAAAUGACGAGGUUGAGAUCAUUAGUACCAUUUUGAUAUCAGACAAAAUUCAUCGCAGUAGAAUUAUUGAAAGUUCGAUUUCUUAAAGUGUGUCCCUCAUUUUCAAAUUUCAUGAAACUUUUACCCUACAAAACUUCAGGGUCACAGGAUUUAAGGACAAACAUAAUUUUUAUAUUUGAAAAAUACUCAAAUGUGAAUUCUAUGAAAAUUUUACACAAGGGUUAUAAAUAAUCAUGUCACAAAGUAAAGAUAAAAAUGCUGCCAUUCUAUGCAGGGAUGAUUGUUAUGUGGACUUAUUAGUGAAUUAUUGUAUUGACUAUUGAGUAUAGUUUUGAAUUUAUUUCCCUCAAUAACUUCAGUUAUUUCAUGUAGAGAUAUGUUUACAGCCUUGUAUAAUGUUUUCAAUCAUGUCUUGAUGUCUAAUCCCGGCUCUGUAACACAAUUUAAGGUUAAGGUUGAAAUCCAUUCAUGCAUAUUGUAUAUUAAAAUUCUUGCUGUUAAUCAGUACAUAAAUUCAAAUUUACAAUUUGUUCACAUAUGAUUAGAGCUAUGGGAAACUCUCUCCCACUAUAUUAGACAACAGACGUUGGGCUAUCUCAUUUAAGAACAGGUCACCAGUCAUUUGGUAUAUUUCUCCAUGCAUGAUUUGUAUAUAAACAGUUGAGAUAUUAUAUUUUGAGUGCAUGUAUGAUUGCAGGGUUUUUAUAUAUAAAAAAAUUGGGUUUUUUGUAUAAUUAAUUUACCUGCCCUCAGGAACAAUAUUUGGAAGAUUGAAUUCAAUAGCACUAUUCACCAAUUAUUAUUAACCAGUCUUAAAUAUCAGUACCAUGAAUUUCCUGAUUAUGUGAUUUGUUGGUAUAAGUUAUCAUCAGAUGAUAACAAAUUAUUGCUUCUUAUCUAGAUACUAAAUCUAAGUUAUUUUCAGUUUCCAAUUUGCAUUUGAUUCAUGUUAUUUUGUCAAAGCAUUUUAUAUAUGAUUGCCUUCUUCAGACAUAUUUCUCUUCUUUUUUGUAAAUACAUGUAAUUCAUUCCUUGA
Molecule: messenger RNA, 3380 nt
Organism: Lytechinus variegatus (green sea urchin)
Lineage: Eukaryota; Metazoa; Echinodermata; Echinoidea; Temnopleuroida; Toxopneustidae
Product: sorcin-like
Exons: 8
Coding region: 104-949 (281 amino acids)
Molecular function (GO): calcium ion binding
Source: RefSeq, a predicted model, not a curated record